CAACCAAGCAUUCAUGGCUCUGGAGGGACGGCUUCUUGACAAAGAGCGCAAGACCAAACAUGAGAAACCAGGCCACUGGUUUGGCACGAGUACCCCCAUCAUCGGACGAGGGGUGAUGCUGGCGGUGAAAGAAGGACGUGUGGUCACAGGGGUCUCCAGCAUGGCCAGCGAUGACAGCAGGAAGGUGGCUCUGGUGCUCAAUAACGCCAUCUACUUAGACGGGACGCACUACACGCAGGAUGGCCGUGACUGUCAUUUCUUCGUGAAGAUCGGCUCAGCUGACAGUGACCUUCUAGCUUUGGGACUCACCAAUGGACGCAAGGCGCUGGAAAGUGGGAUCAAUGUGACGGUAAGCGGUCGCUCACGAAGAGGGGUCACCGUUGAGUUCCGGGUUCCGACGCUUUCUCUGAGCGUGCGCUAUGGGUUGGCAUCGGACGUCCUGGAUGAGGAGAGAGCUCGGCUGUUGGAGUUGGCACGGCAGCGGGCGCUAUCGGGAGCCUGGCUGCGAGAGCAGCAGCGGGCGCGGGAUAAUAAGGAGGGAAGCCGCUUGUGGACUGAAGGAGAGAGACAGCAGCUCCUUUCAACAGGGAAAGUGCAGGGGUACGACGGGUACUACAUUUUACCCGUGGAACAG
This is a messenger RNA of Sinocyclocheilus anshuiensis, 634 nucleotides long. RefSeq names its product teneurin-2-like. The annotation marks the transcript as partial. NCBI's taxonomy places the organism in Eukaryota, Metazoa, Chordata, Actinopteri, Cypriniformes, Cyprinidae. Gene Ontology annotation, biological process: neuron development; heterophilic cell-cell adhesion. Gene Ontology annotation, molecular function: protein homodimerization activity; protein heterodimerization activity; cell adhesion molecule binding. Gene Ontology annotation, cellular component: neuron projection. The transcript has a single exon. The record is from RefSeq and is a predicted model, not a curated record.